CAUGAGCGGCGGCUCCGGGGCCCUACAGCCAACCAGCAGGGGAGGCCGGCGCCGUGCCAGUCGCCCCGUCGCCGCGGCUCCGCGCCGAGAGCGGCCGGAGGGCAGUCGCUGAGGUAACCGCGGUGGCGAGGCGGCAGCCCCAUGUCCCGCAAGGCCAAUGUGGAAUACACGCUGCGGAGCCUGAGCAACCUGAUGGGGGAGAAGCGGCGCCGGCAGCCGCCGCCGCCGCCCGCGAGGCGCGAGGGCUCGGCGAGCCUGGGGGAGCGGAGCCUGAUCGCCGCCGCCGAGUCCUGCUCCAGCCUCAACAGCCAGUCGUCCGGCGGCGGCGGCGGCGGCUGCGCGGAGUUGGAGCGGGCGGCCCGGCGCCAGUUCCAGCAGGACGAGACGCCCAGCUUCGUGUACGUGGUGUCGGUCUUCUCCGCCCUGGGCGGCUUCCUCUUCGGCUACGACACCGGGGUGGUGUCCGGGGCGCUGCUGCUGCUCAAGAAGGAGCUGCACCUGGACGCGCUCUGGCAGGAGCUGCUCGUCUCCAGCACGGUGGGCGCCGCCGCCCUCUCGGCCCUCUUCGGCGGGGCGCUCAACGGGUGGUGCGGCCGCCGCGCCUGCAUUCUCCUGGCCAGCUUCAUCUUCGCGGCCGGCGCCGUCCUGCUGGCCGCGGCUCAGGAUAAAGAGACCCUGCUCGGAGGGCGCCUCGUGGUGGGGCUCGGCAUAGGUAUUGCUUCUAUGACAGUUCCAGUAUACAUUGCAGAAGUCGCUCCACCUCAUCUAAGAGGCAGAUUAGUUACUAUAAAUACACUUUUCAUCACAGGAGGACAGUUCUUUGCAAGUAUUAUAGAUGGAGCCUUCAGUUAUCUUCCUAAGAAUGGAUGGAGGUAUAUGCUCGGCCUUUCAGCAGUUCCAGCUGUAAUACAAUUUCUUGGCUUCCUCUUUCUUCCUGAAAGCCCCCGCUGGCUUAUUCAGAAAGGACAGACUCAAAAGGCACGUAGAAUUCUGUCACGGAUGCGGGGAAAUCAAACAAUAGAUGAUGAAUAUGAUAGUAUCAAGAAUAACAUAGAGGAGGAAGAAAAAGAAGUUGGCGCAGCUGGACCUGUGAUCUACAGAAUGCUGACCUAUCCUCCAACUCGAAGAGAGUUGAUUGUGGGCUGUAGUUUUCAAAUGUUCCAACAGCUGGCAGGUAUUAACACAGUCAUGUACUACAGUGCUACCAUUAUGCAAAUGUCAGGUGUUCGAGAUGACCGACUUGCAAUUUGGCUUGCUGCAGUUACAGCAUUCACUAAUUUCAUUUUCACUCUUGUUGGAGUCUGGCUUGUAGAGAAAAUAGGCCGCCGCAAACUUACACUUGGAAGUUUAGCAGGCACAACUGUGGCACUUGUUGUUUUAGCUUUGGGGUUUUUGCUGUCAGCUCAAGUUUCACCACAAGUUACUCUUAACACUGAAAGCCCUUCAGGCCAAAACUCCACCUGCACAAAAUAUAGUUAUUGUAAUGGUUGCAUGCUGGAUCCAAUGUGUGGGUUUUGCUAUAAACUGAACAAGUCAAGUGUUGUCGAGUCCUCUUGUGCUUCGGUUAGUGAGAAAUCGACAAUGGAAGCAGCUUGGGGCAGAUGCUCAAAUGAGACCAGACUCAAAACAGAAGACAUCUUUUGGGCCUAUAACUUCUGCCCAACCCCGUAUUCAUGGACUGCACUGCUGGGACUUGUUUUGUAUCUAGUUUUCUUUGCACCAGGAAUGGGACCAAUGCCUUGGACAGUAAAUUCCGAAAUUUAUCCCCUUUGGGCAAGAAGUACAGGAAAUGCAUGUUCUUCUGGUGUGAACUGGAUUUUCAAUGUUCUGGUGUCACUGACGUUUCUGCAUACAGCUGAAUAUCUGACCUAUUAUGGAGCAUUCUUUCUAUAUGCUGGAUUUGCUUUUGUGGGCCUCAUUUUUCUCUACGGCUGCCUUCCAGAGACAAAAGGAAAAAAACUAGAGGAAAUUGAAGGCUUGUUUGAGACCUCGCUAUGUACAUGUGGCAUUUCAGAUUCUGAUGAUGGGAGGUAUAUUGAAUAUAUCCGGGUGAAGGGAAGUAAUUACCAUCUUUCUGACAACGAUGCUUCUGAUGUGGAAUAAAUUUCAGCUGCCGAUCAAUUAGAUGAUUUAAAAGCCUUGGUGGAGGGAUAAUGGAGGAGCUGCUCUUAAUGACCUCGCUGGCCUAUUUCUGGUCUGGUUCUCCUUCCUACUGUCUGUAUGGAAUUGGUUUCCUAUUUUAAACUGUGUCAUUUGGGGAAAUAAAAAUAAAACACAACAUCAUUCUAUCAGCUAGUCAAAAGUUGAUCGCAAAGAAGAAUUGGCAAGAAAGAAAGAGCUUGCAAAGUGGGGGUUAUUCUGGGAGGAUAUAAGCAUUCCUGUUAUGGACACUGCUGCAUGGCUGAGGUCCUUGAAACGGCAACGCAAGAUUCAGUCAAUGAGAUGCCAUGUAGUUGACCAGCUUGAAAAAUGCUCAAAAGAACAAUAAGUCAGAAACCAGAUGACUCAUAAAAGUAGUUACCUAGCAACCCAGACUUGGUACAAAAACGACCCAUCUCUAACAAGUAAGCGGAGGGAGGGAAAGAAUCAGCUGCUUCUUGUGGAAAUUGUAUCUUAUUUUAAUGUUACUACUCCUCUUAAAAAGCCCAUUGAUCUUGUGUGCGUGGAGAAGGCAGGUCUUAGCAGCUUCCUCUGUGGCUUGCUCUCUUUGGAUGUUCUUAUCUUUACAAACCCAAGUCUGUCCCGUUGGCAUUGCUUUGCACAAGGAAAUCUGAGAUCCUAGGAUUAUAGCAUUUUAAAUGAUCUGAGUUCUGUGACACACAAAACAUCUGGGAUUCUACCAGGCCUGUGGAGAAGAUUUUCCUUUGUCUUGUUUGUCUUCAUGGGCUAGGUUGCCAGCAAUACCUUUUACUUUUCUGUUUCUUUAAAUUUUAUCUCUUGUUGAAACUUAAUAAUGUUUUAUUGGUUGCGGGAGAAAUCUCAACAGCAAGUGGUACUUUGCUUGCAUUCAGUGCUAGAACCUCACCAAGGCUAUUUCUAAGCAAGUAGUUUGGCUCUGAAUUAGCAGGGACUUCAGUUCAGAGUGAAAGCAUAGCGAAGUGACUGAGAAGGAUGAAGUGGACUGUGGCAGCUUUCAACUUCUUAAGAAGCAAGAGAAUGGUUCUCUGCUGGCCUUCUUCCAUGGAGGCACCAGAUAAUAUUGUCAUCAGAUAGUUGCAGUUCACCAUUGCCACCUGUCUGACUUUUCAGACUUUUAUUUGUGGUCACCUUUUUGCACAAUGAAAGGUGCUUGUUAAACUUGUUGAGGCCUUGUAGGAAUCUAUUGUCUUUGGGGCAAGGGCAGCCAUUCUUUCAGUGUUCAAGGGCCACAGGGAGCAGGACAGUAACAUCGCGGAAGGGGGUGAAUUUUCAGGGAGGGGACCUGGGAAGUGUUUACCAUUGCUUUAUGUCAAACCUAGAAGAAGCCUUAAUAACUUUUGAAACCAAUCCACCAGCACUCCCCCACCCCACCCCACCCCACCCCACCCCAAAACUAGAAGCAAUUCAAUCUCUUGCUUCUGGGCAGUAUGCCACUGGCCCUCAGCAGCAUAAAUUUCUUAGGUUUCUGGGAAGUGCAUAAGGAGGGUUAAGGGUCCCUGUGAGUCCCCACUUUGGUAUUUCCUUGCAGGACUUGUGAUGAACACUCUCUCACAAUAACACCAGUGUUUCUCUAGAGGUGGGAAAGAGCAAAGAGAAGGUGUUUUAAUCCAUUGUAGAUUGAGUGAAAAUUCAUUAUUUCACUGGUCUUUUAAAAAAGUAAUGCCCCAAAGAUAUAUGGACUACAGAAAGUGUAAGAAGAAAGUGUUACUGUCAUAUAUAAUAGUCAAUUUUAAACUCUCCCAGAUGGGGAAGAAAGUAAUAUAACUUUCUUCACUAAAAAUAUUUUAAAAAGUAAUUUUGGAGGAAGUAGAACAGUUGACUGAUUAAAGAUUAAAAUAUCAUCUUACAUUUUCUUUCAUUUGAUGGAUUAAAAUUCAGUCCAUUAAAUCCAAGGCCCUGGAUUAAUGAAAGAUAAUAUUCAUGUAAGAUGGAAAGCGUGCCACGUACCACAUGUAUUAUAUAAUUAAGGAUUCAGUAAUCAUACAGUACUUAAAUAAUGUUAUUCCUCAUUAACUAUGGUAAAUUAAAUGAAUAAGUCAUAAUUUAAUAAUAUGAGGCUUAAAAAUAGCAAUCAUAUAAAAAAGAAAAUGUGCCAUUCUUCCUCUUUUAUUCACAUCAAAAUGUAAAUGCUUGUUCACAUAUAGGAAUAGUUUUUCAGUAAAUAGCAAUCCUGCCUCAACAGUUGAUAUUACAGUCAAUGCAGCUCAGUUGCUCCACUUGACUCCACCUGCCAGCAGUAAACUAAUGAGGAAGUAAACAUAUUUAAGCCUGGCUUCAGGGUUUGAUUUGGCAGUGGAGCAGAAAACCAACAGUUUGUGCUCAGAUAUGAUGGAGUACAUCCUUACUAGUUUAGCUACUCCAACAAGAGGGAGAAGACAUUUGGGACAAUCUGGUACACAAACUGUCUGUUCACUUCUCGUGAUCACUAAACUAGGAUCCUCUUCAGUUCUGCCUUACUGCUACAUCCAAAUGUUGAUAUGAGAAACUGGCUUGUUAUCCCCCGCUUUGGGAUGAUGAUCCUUCAACUUGUAGGAUACGAGUAAACGUCUGUUUCUCUGUAUCUAAGUAGCUAUAUGUUAACGUAAAUAGAACGUGUGGAAUCAAUAUGUGGAAUAAGUAAUUCAUUUUGUCAUAGUACAUGAGAUUAAAUUCCUAGAUUAGGUGGAACUGAGAGCCACUCAAUUUUACUAGAUUCUAGGUUAUAAAAAUUACUUCCCUUGUGACAUGUGACAGGCAGGACUGAAUAUCUCUAGGGGAGAAAUAUAAAAUGUGGGACAUCUAACACAGCUGCUGCUCUUCUUCUGAUGCUCCAAAGCAGUGUUUCUCAACCUUAGCAACUUUAAGGUAUGUGGGUUGGCUGGCUGGCGAAUUCUGGGAGUUGAAGUCCACAUAUCUUAAAGUUGCUAAGUCUGAGAAACACUGCUCUAAAGGUUUACUCCAGUUUCUGUGGACAGAUAGGCAAUGGCAUCAAAUGUAGUGACAGAGAAGUCCAUGCUGAGUUUGCAGUGCUGAUUGUAUGAUUAUAGAAAGCAGGUUCUUAGCCAGAAGGACAUAUGCAGUGGUUUUAAUAUCCCCUAGCUGCCUCUGUUUCAACAGCCAAACUACUUUUUUGAGCCCUCUGAAAGUGGCUCAACCAAGGAACUGUUGAAGUGGAAUCCAAGGGACUAUUGAAAAUAAAACUACAAAAAAUGAGGGUGCAAAUACAUACAUAUCUAUGAUUUACAGUUCUCCUUGUGUCAAAGCUUUCAUAUUUCACAAAGCUUUUCCAUUCCAAUUCUGCUAAAUAGACAGUGUUGCCUUAAAAUUAUUAAUCUUCCCCAUUGUUUAUAAGGAUGGGCCAUCCCAGGAGCAUCCACAGCCGCUUGCUCCUGUGAUGAGAAUGAGGAAAGCAUAAGCUCCGCCCCUUUGGGCUGUAGAAAAGAGGCAGGGCUUGCAUCCUGAGGCUGCUCUGCUACUCUGCCCCUCUUCCUAACUAAAUGAAACCUGAUGGCUUUUAUGAUGAAACUGGUUUCUGCCUUGUGCUAAAGGUGUUCUGACUUCAGUAGCAUAGAUGUUCAAUUUUCAAGCACGUUGUUAUGACCAACAAAGUCCAGUGACAGAGUUAUACCAAAAUGCUGCCCUUAAACAUGCCUUUACUGUUUUCCCUGCCUAAAGCCUUAAUCUGGGAAAAAGCAUCCAGCGUGUGUGUGAAAGGGACCUGUGAGGCAAGUUCAACAUGGAGAUCAGCACUUUCGAAGGAUUUCGGUUUAAAGCCAAGUGGGAUAAUCAGUGAUCUCCUCUUCCUCUUCUGCUCCAAUUAUUUACUCUGGGACAACAGUAAUUAUGCAUGGCUUCCCUAAUUAUUGCUCUGAUAGAAUAUUGUCACAAAGCAAUGUGCUGUGCUUUGCAAAUGAGGUUCCAGUUUAUAUUAACCUUCCUAUUUUUCAGACUGUGCUGAGGCUUCUGUCAAUCAAAAAGCAUUAAUCACCAUUUUAGUUUCCUGGCAUUUGUUCACGUCACGCUCAGCCAUGCACCCUUUGGAAGCUUCUUUAUCUUCUUAUGAAAUGUUUUUCAAAAGUCAGUCUGAUAUUGCCCGACCCUCCACCUGUUAGAAGUUGAAAGCAGGACCUGCACUAAAGAGCACAAGAUCUGCUGCCCCCUUUCUCUAAGCAGACCUCCCGGUGCACGUCUUCCUUUGGAUAUUGCUUUAUCGUUUAGCCCUGCCUUAGUCAGUUAUAGGACUUAUUUAUAAUAAUGCUGAAUUAAAUGAAUACUUGAAAUAAGCCCUAUACAAUUGGGUGUUUUAUUUUUAGAAUCUAUGUUUAUAAUGAAUGAAUAAAGGUGAAAUAUUUCUAUUUUCCAAGAAUUUUCUUUAUAUUUUGCAUACUUUAAGUUCAAGAAAGCUAUGUUACCGAUCUAGCAUUCUAAAUACAGUACAGUUACAGUAUAUCAAAUUAAUUUCUUAGAUCAAAAUGUCUAUUUUUAAUAAAGUUACGAACAAGCUGAAGCACAAUACUUACCUGAAUCAUUCUAAUAUUUAAUUAUUUUUAGAAGUCUGUUGAGUUCAAGUCUGUUUUAAAAAGUCAGACAUGAUAGCUUUCAAGUAGUGUGCUAGUAUGAUUUGAGAAAUCUCAAAUAUUGCUGCUGCUGCUGCUGCUACUAAUCGUCUGUGUCAAUCUAGCAAAAGCAAUCCCCAGAUGGCAAGAUCUGCUUGAUGGCUCAGGCCCUUAAAUGGCCAGCAGCCAUCAUGUUUACUAUUAUCUAUACUGGAUUGGAUAUUAGGAAACCUUUUAAUAGAAGGCAAACCAGCUCCAGGUUAGAUAGCUUAAUUCUUCUUUUUCUUCCACUUAAUUUAUCAAAAUCCUUCAACUUGUUUCAAGGUUCCAACAGCUUUUUAAGUGGUGUGCGUUAUUUUGUUGAUCAUUUUCCUCAGUCAGCUUGUAAAACCUGAUUAUGUAGAAAAGCUGUUUUGGAGACAUUUAUACAAACAUGUAGGCUCACAUAUUUUGAGUGCAGAUUUUUAUUCACUAGAUUGUCCUAUGAAUUAGAAAAAAAGAUGCUUCAAAUGGAAUUGAUUUUGCGAGAAAUUUACAAAAGAAAUUGGAAAUCAUUAAAACCAUGGGGGGAAAUACCAAUUAGGUUAAUGUUUAUAACUGACACCCACCAUCAAUGAAGAUUAGAAGUGGUUAUUGGGAAGAUGUUAUGAGCUGUUUUUAAAAAUUAAAAGAGUACUAAAUUUUGAAGUACUUAUAGUAAACUUAGAGAAAUAACUUUGGAUGUUUUGAUAAACAUAUUAAAUGGAUACAAUCUUCUUAAAUACAAAAAUGUAAGACUUCUUAGAAGCAUUUCUACAGUAGGCAUAGAGAAACUCUCCCAGAUAGAGAAUGAAAACUAGGCUGCCGUGAUGUGAAAGAAUUGAGAUGUUAGGUGCAGAUAUUUGCUGACAUUAGAUAAGCAAGGAUUACCAAGCCAUUCAUGUGUGAGACAGCGUAGUGCGUCUAGGAUUUGCAUCCCCGAUCAGCCUCCGGGGGUAGUUUUGUUGUAGUGUUCAUCGUCAUUAGACAUGGCUACUAUAACUGAUGGGAGCUGGGUUUCAGCCUAAUUUUGUGGGACUUAAUCCAGGACAGAUAUAAUGAGGUUUAUCAGGUUUGCCUUAAAUAGAAAUUCUAGUUUGUACUACAAACAGCACAUUUUAGAAUUGGAAAGAUUCAAACAUGAGCCCCCCACUGCAAAAAUCCACACCACUUGCAAAGAAUGCUAAAGCAGCUCCUCCCCUCUCCGCAAGCAGACUUUUGAUCUGAUUUAUUAAUAUUAAUCCGUAUAGCUUGUUUGGGCUCCCAGUUUCUUUUUUUCCUUUUUAAGGUGUACUUUUGGUGGAGAAAUUGGAGCUCAGAUAGGCCCAUCUCAAUAUUCUGAACCCAAUAAUAGAAUAUUUCUGAACCCAUUCUAGAGAGUUCACCUCUUGGAAGACUGGAAUCUGUCAUUUUAACUUCUGGCUCCUUGUGUUCAGUCUUGAAGAAUUCAGACAUCAAUUCUGUCUGGGGAAUUCUGGGAGUUGAAGUCCACACAUUUUAAAGUUGCCAAGUUUGAAAAACACUGGUGUAGAUAGUAAUGACAGAGGUAAGAACUAAAAGAUAAGUUAUCUGCCAUCCCUAUUCCUUCCACUGCCUUUGAUUUUCCACAUUCUACCCUUUCCCUCCCAAAGUAAGUUGGAGUUCUAGGAAAAAGCUGAUAGACUGGAUUCCGUUAAUCCUGGGCAGCAGGGGGCUUAUACUCAAAGGAAAACCAGUGUAUCUUUUGAUGUAAAUGAGCUUUUGUCAGAUUCCAUAGAUACUUUUGUACAGCUGCUGCUGCUUUCAAAGUAAAAGUGCCCAGUUGCUUGUGCUCCUGAUCAUCAUCCCAUUUCAGUCCCAUUUCACCCUUAUUUUGAAAAUCUGUAGCAGCUUUUUUCAGUUUGGUGUUAUCCAUAUGGGCUGGGAUGGCUGAUCAGCAAGUUUCAGGAGCUGUCAUGUAGCUGGAAGGCCCCAGUCUUAUGUAUAGGAAACAGAGAGAUAUAAUGAAGUCAGUGUUUAAGAAGUUGGAAAGAAUGUAUUAUAUUUUUAUUUUAAUAUGAAGAUUACAGACCUGAGAAGCACUUUAACCAUCACUCACUUUGAUCUGUGCAUUUUUAUUUUGUUUCUUCUCUGGAUGUGUCUCAGGCCAGAAGUAGGUAGGCACAAUAUGUGCUUUAUGGUUUUAAAAAAUGUGUAUUGCGGGUAACUUUACAGCUUAAAUGUAGCUACAGAUUAUAAGAAGAUUCUGAAAUGUUCUUCAGAUUUAAAUGAGUCACAUUUUUCAGUUUAAAAAUGUGAUUUUCUAGCAGUCUUCAUCGCCUUGUGUACAGUUAUCAUUUAGCCUGGUCUACAGGAUGGCUUGAGUUGCAACAGUGUUGAAAAUAGGCAAACUGUAUGUUAGGGGCAAAUGAUUUUGGUUCUGUAAAAUGAUGUAGAUUUAACCUAGGAAUCUAUUGGGCAGUUAUUUGUUCUGAUUAUUUUCACAUAAAGGAAGAUUUUUUUAAUGUACCAAUAAUCAUCACUGUGGUGUUUUUGUAACCAAGUGCUAUUGUUCAAAAGUACUGUAUAUGAAAAUAUUUUAGCCACCAGAUUUGUUAGUAUAUAUUUCCUAAUCUUACUUCUAUCCUUGGAAUCAAGGCAGUAAAAUCAGUGUAAGAAACUAGUUUAUAUCAUACUUUUUUGUAUGUGCUAAAUAUCUAAUAUUAAAAAACUGGGCAUGUGUAAUGAGCAUACUUCCUUCUUUUUUAUCCCCUUCCCCCCAAAUGGGUAUAUAGACAUUUUUGUUAAUUUUGUGUGACAUACCAGUGGAGAAUAGAAGGCUGUACAUGUCUGUUCGUGAUUGGAUACAAUGCUUAAACAAAAGUUCAUUUUAUGUAGGAGACUAGAUAUCAGGGAAAGGGAUUACAGAAUUUUUUUUUUCCCAUGUGAAAACAUUUAAUGUACAUUUCCCUACACAUAGUCAUUCCAAUAUUAUGGUGUUCAGAAGCAAUUUUAUCACAUCAUGAAAUCCUGCUUUCACAUAGGUGUAAUUUUAGGCAUAUGCCUGGAGAGGUGAAAUGGAGAUGGUAAAAGAACAAGUGACUGUUACUUGCCACUUCAAAAAGACAUUAGAGUUAGUGUUGCCAUUGAUUUUCUUUUCAGCAUUUAACAUGUGCCAUUUUAUUUCUCCAGCAACCAAGCCUAUAAUGUAUAAAAAGUGGUGUAUAUUUUUUUGAAAAUGUAGUGAUAUGAGGUUGACUGUUUUUAUGUUCAAACUGCUCUACUGACAACUCAGUCUCUCUCUGUAUGUAAAGAUAAAUAUCUUUUAAAAACUGUCUGACAAUAGUAAAUGAACAAAAUAAAAGAUAAUUGAUUACAGAA
Messenger RNA from Candoia aspera, 10031 nucleotides. It is a transcript of the gene SLC2A13, whose product is annotated as solute carrier family 2 member 13. Gene Ontology annotation, biological process: transmembrane transport; myo-inositol transport. The transcript has 10 exons. Bases 142 to 2103 code for a protein of 653 amino acids. Gene Ontology annotation, molecular function: myo-inositol:proton symporter activity. The record is from RefSeq and is a predicted model, not a curated record. NCBI's taxonomy places the organism in Eukaryota, Metazoa, Chordata, Lepidosauria, Squamata, Candoiidae. Gene Ontology annotation, cellular component: apical plasma membrane.